CCAGUUCAUUCCUUUCACAACGAGCGUGUUGAAGUCAGAAGAACUCAGAGGAUGUUUUAGCAGAUUCGAAAUCCGCCGUUUAAUUUUUGUCGUACUCUCUCGGUACGACAACAUUUGAGGCUAUAUUGUUGUGGCAUCUGUCGUGUUUUCAGCGCCGUGGUAUUAUCCUGCCAGUCCUUUAAGAUGAAGGCUGUUACUCCAGUCCGCCCUCAGGACUUCUCCUCCACCGGCAGCCAGCUCUCCCUGCACUAUCUGUCGAGUCAGAGCCUCAACAUCGCCCGGUGCAGGAUGGAGGAGGAGGACCUCCUCUGCCUGCAGUACGAUAUGAACGACUGCUACAGCCGACUGAAGCGCCUGGUGCCCACCAUCCCGCAGGAUAAGAAAGUCAGCAAAGUGGAAAUCCUCCAGCAUGUCAUAGACUACAUCCUGGACCUGCAGCUGGCCUUGGAGACGCACCCUUCCCUCCACAAACAGCAACCACAGUGGACAGGGACCUGCCCCGCGCCACCCUCCAACCCCAGCCGUACACCGCUGACGGUGCUCAACACUGAUCACCACCAGAGGACGUCAAUAGUCAAAAAGCCGGAUGACUCGAUUUUAUGCCGCUGAGACAAGAGCAGUGCAUUGGUGUGCAGGCUUCACAGAGCUGCUCCAAAGCCAGCAAAGCUUCGCCAGGGACUCACAUCCAACUGGAGGCACAAUCACAAGGGGAUUUCAAAACAGCUGGGAGGAACUAAACCCAAAUAAAGUCACCAUUCACAUAAGAAUGUUUUUGUUCCAUUUAACAAGGGCUCACUGUGUAGAAACCUCCCUCUCCUCCCCCCUGUUUAUUUUGCUCUAACUUUACUUCUUCUGACAUACAGUUUUUCUAAAAGAGUGAAAUUAUUGAAUCCCCCAGGCUCGGAAGUCGUCUGUCAAAUGCUAUAAAAACUGUUUGUAAAUUAUGCUAAAUGAAAAGCUAAAAUUGACUCCAGUUUCAAGCCUAAACUGUGAAUAAUUAUUGUAUAUGUUUUGUACAUCUAUUGUUUAAAAUAGAUGUUUUGUGUUGAACAGGGACUUCAUCCCUGGAACCUUAAAAUGUUUCAUAUUGUAAAGAAGAACGAUUCUUAUUCGAGACAAUUAAGAUUGUACAUAAGAGACUCAAAUGUUCUAUAAAAGUAUGUGGAAGGAAGACUUAUAUGUUUAAAAUAGAUUCUUGUAAUUAUAGGAUAUUUUUAUUAAAACUUUUUGGUUGUCAGGCUCAUUGCAGAGAUUUUGAAUGUGCACUGAAGCAGCCCUUGUGUUUAUAUGUGGUGGAGUUCAAAACAAGUAUAAUUUGUCUGCUCAGCUUUCUUUUAAGUUGUGUUGUACAUUAACUAUGGCAAGUGUGACCAGCUAAGAGUCAGUUUUUCUAUUUGAUCUUCAAACAAAAAAAGAGAAGAAAAGCCUCUAUUUGAUUCAAAAAUUCAAACUGAUUGCUGCAACACUUAUACCGCAAGUAUAACACAUAUAAAUCACACAAAAUAAUGUCUGUUAUAUUUGUGCUGUUACUGGAGUUACUCCUUGAAAAGUUAAUGUUUUGGUUAUGAACUCAUGAAAUAUGUGAACAAUGUAAGAAUCUUUAUGGACAACAAACACUUGAAUUGAUGCCGGCAUUGUCUUUAAGUUGGUACGAACUGAUUUCCCUGUAGGAGAGUCAGCAGCCAUUGUUAAUGUAAAGGAGGAAAAUAAUUCCUCAUUUUUCAUGACAUUGAACACCGAAUUUACCUCACCACCCUCCUGCCAGUGUGAGAGGGCACUUGUACAUUUCUGUCAGCUGCACUGUUGGACUUGACCUUCACUGGCUUGUGAGGAUUUGUCAAAACAAUUAAAGUUUCCAGGAAGAAUUGUGUUGUCUCGAGGGGAAUCUUUGUUUAUUGCCUUCAUUGACAGCGCUGUCACACGAAACAAUGAGGAGAAAGAGGGAGGAGCGGGUUUAACACUGCAUAAUGUAUUCUGUAGCUUCACAAAAAAUAAAGGAUGCAUAGACUAUAUUAGAGUCUACUGUCAGUUCUCAAAUCUAUUAAAACAGGAGUCAGGUAGAAAGUCUCUUAUGUUGUAGGGUUUUAUUAAUGCAAUCACACAUGACAACUGCUUCACACAUAGUGAAGAGGUCAAAUUCAUGUGUAACUGAGUCAGGUAUCGUUCAUUUCAUCUUCACAUUCAAGGGAAAUUAUUUGUUCUUCAUUAAUAUUUUAAUGUUCAAGGCACCUUCCUUUUUUCCAAUUUGACAUAGAAAAUGUUACAGCCCAAAACUAAUUUUAGUAAGCAAAUUAAAAAAACGUAUAACCUCAACAAACCCAAAGGAUAUUUGGGAUUCUCUUCCUUCGAGAGAAUCAACAGUAGCUUUGUCAUCUCAUAUGGACGUUAUAGAAGAGUCAAACAAGUACAAUGUUAGCCACAAUUACAAUUAUAUUUCUGUGUAAACACUGAAUAUAGUAGAAUAAAGGCACAUGCCAAUAAUUCAAAUAGAAAUAGGUAUCUCAGAUGCUCUAAAUAUUUUGAAAAAAAGAGACAGAUUAUAGCUAUAAUAUUUUAAUGAUUUGUGUUUUUCAUUUGUCACUAACAUUAAUUAAAUCAAAUAAUACUGAAAUAAUUAUGAGAUUUAUCCUGGAGUACUAUUCCUGACAGCUUUCUUAAAACACUGUCCUAAAACAACACCUAUAUCAGUCUAACACUUGUUAGUUACAUGUGUGUCCUUCCUGUCCUCUUUCUUUCCCACAGAGGUGCAGUGUUUGCUCACACACACACUGACCCUAGUUUAGCUAUCCUCACCUCAACCUGUUCAAUGCAUGUUAAAAGCUACGGUGACACACAGGCACAUCCAGCAAUGGAGGUUCCCUGUGGGUGCUGCUGACACCCUUCAGACAUCCUGCUCCCUCCACUGUGGCCAUCUGAUGAUAAGCAGGCGACACAGGGCACUGUGUUGGUUUGUAGUCCACAGUAAGGGCCUGGCCUCGCUGCGCUUCACAAGCACUGUGACCUUGUGAGUUUAACAUGCGUGUGUCAUAUUUAAGAAGAAAUAUGAUUUUUUUUGGCAGUAAAUACAUUUUUCAUGGCUGGUAAACCAACCCGAAGGUUUUACUCAGUCAGCCCUGCUGACCCUCUUUUUUAUUUGCAUAGCGGGAAGUGGGUAAUACUUUACCCACUUCUUUCCAUAAUGCCAUUUGAUUUAUCACAUAACAGUUGGAAGUAUCAACGUUAAGUGCCAUGUAAAGGUAAAAGAGUGAGAUCUUAUCAUGAUGAAACAAUAAAUUCUUAUUUGCUUCAA
This is a messenger RNA of Platichthys flesus (European flounder), 3289 nucleotides long. It is a transcript of the gene id4, whose product is annotated as inhibitor of DNA binding 4. Gene Ontology annotation, biological process: negative regulation of transcription by RNA polymerase II; cell differentiation; circadian regulation of gene expression. Gene Ontology annotation, molecular function: protein dimerization activity; transcription regulator activity. Gene Ontology annotation, cellular component: cytoplasm; nucleus. The transcript has 3 exons. The coding region runs from base 184 to 609 and encodes 141 amino acids. The record is from RefSeq and is a predicted model, not a curated record. Lineage: Eukaryota; Metazoa; Chordata; Actinopteri; Pleuronectiformes; Pleuronectidae.